Messenger RNA from Octopus sinensis (East Asian common octopus), 3169 nucleotides. RefSeq names its product serine/threonine-protein kinase Nek7-like. Gene Ontology annotation, biological process: protein phosphorylation. The coding region runs from base 261 to 1295 and encodes 344 amino acids. The transcript has 9 exons. Gene Ontology annotation, molecular function: ATP binding; protein kinase activity. The record is from RefSeq and is a predicted model, not a curated record. Lineage: Eukaryota; Metazoa; Mollusca; Cephalopoda; Octopoda; Octopodidae.
AUACAAAGCAACGCGUCUUUAAUCGUUGGGCAGCCAUGAUUAAUGAUUAACGAAUUGGACAUUGGGCAGGACGAAGUUUGAAUUAAAAAAAGCCUUCUUUUGAAUUCAUUGCCGACAAAUUCCACUUUCCCUGUUGCUUUUAUUCGGGUAAAUCUCCAUGUUGAUUUAAUUCUCAAUCCCAUUUAGUUUUAUUUCUCUUAUGAAUCAACAUAUUUAAUCAAGUUCUACUUCCACGAAAUUUCACUGACAAGAUCUUCUCAAUGGAACCACUAUCUCUGAAUGUCACCAUUUCUCAAGAGAAUGGCCGAAGUAUGCUUGCCAAUUUUGAUGUUGAGAAGAAAAUUGGUAAGGGUCAGUUUUCAGAAGUGUACAGGGCCAGAUCAAGACCAAAUGGAAGUGUAGUUGCUUUGAAAAAAGUUCAGAUUUUUGAAAUGGUUGAUGCAAAAGCUCGUCAGGAUUGUAUAAAAGAAAUAGAUUUAUUAAAGCAACUCGAUCAUCCAAAUGUUAUAAAAUAUUUAGCAUCGUUUAUUGAGGAAAAUGAACUGAACAUUGUACUUGAACUUGCCGAUGCUGGAGACUUGUCCCGCAUGAUAAAGCAUUUCAAACAGCGUAGCCGGCUGAUUCCUGAGAAGACCAUCUGGAAGUACUUCAUUCAGAUUUGCAGUGCCCUGGAGCACAUGCAUUCUCGUAGGAUUAUGCACAGAGACAUAAAGCCUGCCAAUGUCUUCAUUACAGCACAAGGAAAAGUAAAAUUGGGUGAUUUAGGUCUUGGACGAUUUUUCAGUUCUAAGACUACUGCAGCCCAUUCUCUUGUUGGAACUCCCUAUUACAUGUCUCCAGAAAGAAUACAUGAGAAUGGAUAUAAUUUCAAGUCAGAUAUUUGGUCCCUUGGGUGUUUGUUAUAUGAGAUGGCAGCCUUACAAUCUCCGUUCUAUGGUGACAAGAUGAAUUUGUAUUCUCUAUGUAAGAAAAUAGAACAGUGUGAUUAUCCACCUCUACCUUCAGAUAUCUAUUCCCAAGAGCUUCGCAGGCUUGUUGAGAUGUGUAUCAACCCUAACCCAGAACAGCGUCCUGAUAUCAACUACGUAUACAAUAAAGCCAAAACUAUGCAUGCAUACAGCUGUGAAUCUCAACAACAAGAACAGCAGCAACAGCAGCAGCAGCUGCAAUUACAGCAACAGGCUCAGCUACAGCUAUCACCUCACCAGUUUCUACAGCAGCAGCAACAACAACAACAACAACAAAUGCAGCAAUUAACACAACAACAACACUUAAUGCAACCUCAACAACAGUAACAACCAGCUCAACUAUCCAUUGUAGAAUAUCCAGCAGCUUGUUUGUUGAUGUUGUUGGAUGAUGGCCAUGAUUGUAGACCAUUCUCCCAGCAUGUGAUAUCUCCAAUAAUAAUAACAGUGGAUAUCUCACUAACUAACAUUCCAUCUACCACUGAUGAAACAUCUUUUGGCUAUUUGACCUUCUUGAAUUACCAUCUUACCUUAUGUUGCAUGUAUUUUUAGUUUAUGAAAACCUUUUUUCCUCUUUUAUCUUUAUACUGUCUCUAGUGCUUGGCAAAAUCAUUUCCACUCUUUUUUAAAAUGCCUUCUAUUUUUUUCUGGCUUUUUUUUACAUUCUGAGUUCAAAUCCCCUUCUGAAUCAGCUUUGUCUUUCAUCAUUCCAGGGUCAAUUAAGUACACCAGUUAAAUACUAGAGACAGUAAGUGCCUUUACCAUUUAAUGAAAUGUAGUGUUUUUUUAUUCACAUUGGCUUGAAUUAAUCAUGUAUUAAUCUUGUAACUUCAAGAAUUUGAUGAUGUUAUUUUUAAAAAUUUUUAGAAUGACAUUUGCAAGGUAGGAGUGAGUGGCUGAUCUGAUCAGUUUGGACAUAAAGCAGGCAGAAUAUUUGAGCCAGAUAUGGCCAGUUUAAAUGCUAAUGAGUUAAUCAACUGCACCAUACCUACCACCACUACCCAAAUUUCUGGCCUAGAAAGUGAACUGGCAGAAUUGUUAGUCUUGUACAAAGUGCCUUCUAGUAUUCCUUCUGACUCCUAUUCUGAGUGCAAAUGCCACCGAGGUCAAUUUUGUGGUUAAUUAACUAAAGUACCAGUUGAGUAUUGGGAUCUGUAUAAUUGACUAACACCUCCACCACCUACAUUUCAGGCCUUUUAUCUUAACUCCUUUUACAUUAACUAAUUCCCUUUCACAGGCCUUUUAUUAUUACCUUCAUCAUAAAUAUCUUCAUUAUUAUCAUUAUUAAGGCAACAAGCUGACAGAAUCAUUUGUGCGUCAGACAAAAGGCUUUCUAGCAUUUCUUCUGGCUUUAUGACCUGAAUUCAAAUUCCACUGAGGUCAGCUUUGCAUUUCAUUGUUUCAGGGUCAAUAGGAUAAGCGCCAGUCAAUAACUGGGGUUAAUGUAAUUCACUGCCCUCUAUCCACCAAAAUGUCAGGCUUUGUUUCUAUAUUAGAAAGGAUUAUUCUUAAAAUAACUAGCUGGCAGAAUCAUAAGACAAAAUGCUUAGUGGCAUUUCUUCCAGCUGUUUACCUUAUAAUUUCAAAUUCUACCAGCUUUGCUUUUCAUCUUCUGAGGAUUGAUAAAAUAAUGUACCUGUUGAGCACUGGGGUUACUGUAAUCACCUAUCGUCUCUAUUCAAAACUGUUGGUCUUGUACCAAAAUUUGAAACUAUCAUUAUUAUAGUUAUUGUUAUAAAGGUGGCAGAAGGAAUGGCAAGUCAGUAGAUUGUAUAAAACGCCUUAUAAUAUCUACUUAUGUCCCUUUACAUUCAGGUUUCAAUUUCCACCUCAGUAAAAUUUAUUUUCCUUUCAUCCCAAGAAAAAAAAAGUACUAGUCAUACACUGGGGUAGAUCCUGUACUGUUCCUUCCUGCAAAAUGUGUGGCUUUUUGCCUAAUUUAGAAACUUUUUUUUUUUAGUAUCGAACAGGCAAAAGUAUUUGUUGUUGGAAUUUAGUUACAUCUUGAGUUCAGAUUCUUCCAAGGUCAACUGAUCUUUCCUUGUCUUUAUUGUUGAUAAUUUAGAUACCUGUUAUGUACUGGGAUCACUUCAUUUAAUUAUUUUCUCUCUUCGCAGACUUGCUACUUUUUAACUGCAUCUCCUCUCAAAAAAAAAAAAAAAUGGGGCUCCAUUCCAGUUGAUAAACCUUUUUACACCAAUGCA